GUCGGCGACCCCUGUGUUUAACUCUUACCAGAACGACAGGAGAGAAGCCCAGAAAGACAGGCCACAGGCCGCUAGGUGCUGGUGACAGGCAGGUGACGCUUGGCGGAAGGAUAUCUCACGACCGCAGCUCGCUUGGUAAUACGACUCAUAUAUAAGAGCAGAGCACCGCCGUUGCCACCUCAUUGUUUCCUGUCCCCGAGCGCAGAGGUUGUUGUGGUGGCCGUGUGCGCAGCACCUCCCGCGCGGCGCGGAUACGAGCAACCCCCCCUCCCCUGGCCGCCAUGGCUCUUUAAGGCGGCAGGGCCAGCGGCGGCAUCGGCCAGUGCAGCAGGCGCAGCAGCAGCGGCGGCGGCCUCAGCACAUCCCCGGCAUCUGCAACCAUGGCGUUUUUCACGGCACCCCACAGCAGCAUUGCUGUAGUCGACGAAAAAACCUUCUACUUGUCCACAUCCUUCGACAUCAAAGCGUUAAAAGCUGACGAAAAUGAGCUUCUUGAACAACGAGAUGCUGUUGGGGGAUUCAAUAUCCCCCUUCAGCCAGCCGUGUUCGGUGGCUGAGGAAAGUCUGGGACUCAUAGAUGACUACCUGGAGGUGGCCGAGCCCCUCGGUUCGCAUGGGUUCUCCAGCGACAAGGCUAAGGCAGUCUCCUCCAAUUGGCUUGCUGUGGACAGUUUAGGCAACACCAUAGAUAGCAGCCAGGAGGAUGCCUUCUCUGGCAUGGAGUGGAUGGUGGAGAAGAUGGAUCUGAAGGAAUUUGAUUUUGAUGCCCUGUUAGGUAUGGAACAUCUGGAAGCCACCGUCUCACCAGACGAGCUGAUGGCCACGUUGGAAGACUCGUGUGAUCUAUUUAAUGCUACCAUCCAGGAAUUUCACAACAAAGAACUUCCACUGAUGAAUAACGUAACCACCCAUCUCCCUGAAUCCCCAGUUGGAGCAGAUCCAAUGGCUCCAUUGGCUUCCCUUUGGUCUCUUCCCUUUUCCCCAGGGUCUCUGACUUCCACUCCAGACCACUCAUUUAGUUUAGAGCUAGGUAGUGAAGUGGAUGUUCUGGAAGGAGAAAGAAAAUGGGAGUGCCCCACUGUUGUGGUGGUGAUCACCAAGUCCGAGAAAGAGGAGGAGAACCACUCUGAUGAUAGUGGAAUAUGCAUGAGCCCAGACUCCUACCUGGGAACCCCCCAACACAGCCCCACCAAUUCAGUUGGAUCCCCCAAUGGCAACCAGUUCCCUGCAGAUGCCCCUGGUGGCUCUGUGCGGUCCAAACCAUACGAUCAUCCUGCAGAGAAGGUAGUGUCAGCAAAGGUGAAAGGAGAAAAGAAGAUAGAUAAGAAACUAAAAAAGAUGGAGCAGAAUAAGACUGCUGCCACACGUUACCGGCAGAAGAAGAGGGCGGAACAGGAGGCACUGUCUGGGGAGUGUAGAGAGUUGGAGCAGAAGAACCAGGCCCUGAAGGAGAAAGCAGAUUCCCUUAGUAAGGAAAUUCAGUACUUAAAAGAUCUGAUAGAAGAGGUCCGCAAGGCCAAGGGCAAAAGAACUAGAGUUCCCGAGUAGGGUAGUCAGCAGUGUUGUGUGCAUGUAUAUAAGCUUCCUGCUAAAGCUGUGUAUUGCUGUCUAAUAAAUAAUUUUGUAGUAAAUGUGCAA
Messenger RNA from Pseudopodoces humilis (Tibetan ground-tit), 1638 nucleotides. It is a transcript of the gene ATF4, whose product is annotated as activating transcription factor 4. Gene Ontology annotation, biological process: regulation of transcription by RNA polymerase II. Gene Ontology annotation, cellular component: nucleus; ATF4-CREB1 transcription factor complex; ATF1-ATF4 transcription factor complex. The record is from RefSeq and is a predicted model, not a curated record. Gene Ontology annotation, molecular function: DNA-binding transcription activator activity, RNA polymerase II-specific; RNA polymerase II transcription regulatory region sequence-specific DNA binding. NCBI's taxonomy places the organism in Eukaryota, Metazoa, Chordata, Aves, Passeriformes, Paridae.